Messenger RNA from Talaromyces marneffei, 822 nucleotides. RefSeq lists its product as uncharacterized. The transcript has a single exon. The coding region runs from base 1 to 822 and encodes 273 amino acids. The record is from RefSeq and is a predicted model, not a curated record. Lineage: Eukaryota; Fungi; Ascomycota; Eurotiomycetes; Eurotiales; Trichocomaceae.
AUGGUUAAAUACGCACUUGCUCUUUCACUGGUCGCUGGAGCUGUUGCCGCUCUGCCGGCAGCUCCUGGAGUGAACAGCCAGGCUCCUCCUAGCCUACCCAACGCUAACCCAGCGGCUAUAAUGUCUGUCCCACAAAGCAAUGUUAAGAGCUACCAGACCGGUGGUCUUGUUCGUUACAACGUCACUGAAAGUUCCGGGCUCUCCAAGCGUUGGGGCUGCAGCGCCUCGCCUACUCUUACCUGGGGUGAUGCCGAUAAUGGCGGUCCAGGUAUCACUAUCGACAACGAUUCCAAUGACUGGCGUGGUUUCUACUUCUACCACAACAGCUGUGACAGCAUUCCCUGGAAGUACAUUUGGAUUGCUGGUAAAACCACCCAGUUCGUCUCCGUUCCUACAGGCUGGGCGGGUCGUGUCCAGCGAGGCGUCGAUGCUAGCAUGCUCAAUGGUCAGCCACAGUUGCUCGGUUCUUGGUUAGAGAUUAGCUGGGACGCCGCCAAUGGUAAUACCGGCUGGGCUGACGUCUCGCUCAUUCGGGGUAAUGAUGGUGGUAUUCUUGUCUGGAAUGCCAAUGGUGACUGGAAGGGAUUCACACAGUGGGUUCUGGAUGGCGCACCUGAAGGUGCCUAUGACAUGAAGAACGACGGACAAUGGGUUAUCAAGUACACCGAGAACAAUGACGGCUCGAUCAACACCAUUCCCCGCGAUUGGGACAUCCAAAAAAUUGGCUCCCAGUACGUCUACGUCGACGAUGCCCAUGGCAGCCCUGUCAUUUCAACCCCCAACCAGCGCUUCUCCACCUUCUGGCCCGACGGCCGCGCUUAA